This is a messenger RNA of Erinaceus europaeus (western European hedgehog), 628 nucleotides long. RefSeq names its product ribosomal protein S14 (gene RPS14). NCBI's taxonomy places the organism in Eukaryota, Metazoa, Chordata, Mammalia, Eulipotyphla, Erinaceidae. Gene Ontology annotation, biological process: ribosomal small subunit assembly; translation; maturation of SSU-rRNA from tricistronic rRNA transcript (SSU-rRNA, 5.8S rRNA, LSU-rRNA). Bases 119 to 574 code for a protein of 151 amino acids. Gene Ontology annotation, molecular function: structural constituent of ribosome; mRNA 5'-UTR binding; small ribosomal subunit rRNA binding. Gene Ontology annotation, cellular component: cytosolic small ribosomal subunit; ribosome. The transcript is spliced from 5 exons. The record is from RefSeq and is a predicted model, not a curated record.
GGAGCCGGCCUCGUCCUGUGACCUCACGCGUACACUUCCGGGGACACGCCGUGACCCGUAGUCCCGCCCCCUCCCGCCCUCUCUUUCCGGUGCUGGAGUCUGGACAGGACGCGCAGAAAUGGCACCUCGCAAGGGGAAAGAAAAGAAGGAAGAACAGGUCAUCAGCCUUGGACCUCAGGUAGCCGAAGGAGAAAAUGUGUUUGGUGUCUGCCACAUCUUUGCAUCCUUCAAUGAUACUUUCGUCCAUGUCACUGAUCUUUCUGGCAAGGAAACCAUCUGCCGAGUGACUGGUGGGAUGAAGGUGAAAGCUGACAGAGAUGAAUCAUCUCCAUAUGCUGCCAUGUUGGCUGCCCAGGAUGUCGCCCAAAGGUGCAAGGAGUUGGGCAUCACUGCCCUCCACAUCAAACUCCGUGCCACAGGAGGAAAUCGGACCAAGACACCUGGACCUGGGGCCCAGUCAGCCCUCAGAGCCCUGGCCCGUUCAGGGAUGAAAAUUGGGCGGAUUGAGGAUGUCACCCCCAUCCCCUCCGACAGCACUCGCAGGAAGGGAGGUCGCCGUGGUCGCCGUCUGUGAACAGGACUCUUGAAGUUACUGUUUUCUGUUAAUAAAUUGCUUUCAUAUAAGCUA